AUGCAUGCAGUGCUGCCUCACAUGGAUUGUCACAGAGAGCGUGUGUGUGUGUGGCCUAAAUCUGUAAAUCCAGAGGAUACUGUCCUGUAGGGAGCAGAUUUGGCUUGAUUGGAUAGAGAAGGACCUCAUCCUUCUUGAUCAGUGACUAUGGGGUGUUCUCUCUCUCCCUCCCUCCUCACUCUAAUUCUUUCUCUGAUGUUUUCUACAUUUCAUGAACUAUAGUUCCAUAAACAUUGCAGUAUGUGUUCUUGUGUUCACAGAAGUUUAAUUGUUAUUCCUAAUUUUCCUGUGGGACUGAUUCAUUCGUCAUUUAUGUCACAUGUCCAUGACUAGUACUUUGAACUUCCUCUUCUGCUGUUUUGCUGCUGGUCGCUCAGACCGUCUUUGUCAAGGCUUCAUUCUAUUAGUAAUACACUUAGUUAGGCAUCAACAUGAUAAUGAUUACUAGACUGCUGGAUACACCCUUUGUCUUACUCAGUCACACACUAUAUUAGUUUGGGUGUUGCCCUGGGUGCGGCCACUAUUCCCCCACUCUGUCCCCAUAGCAUAACCACACCAUCCAGGGUUUAUACUGCAGUUAUCCUAGUGAGACCCGAUGCCUCUGCUUUGCAGUCAGCAUUAAGGAGAUGUAUUGGGGCCCUGCGACAGACUAGCUUCCUGUCCAGGGGCUGUACUUGUACAUCAACCUGCCUCAUGCUACAGAAACAGGAGAUAGGCUGGACAAGGCGUAUCUAUCCUAGUGUGAGCCCGUGCUGAUCAUGUCCUCAUGGUUGUGUCAUGGCUACAGAUCUACCCUGACCCAGAGCUGGAGCAGCAGAUCCUGGCUCUGCCCAUCCGCUGCAUCCACAGUGAGGAGGGCUGUCGCUGGACCGGACAGAUGAAGCAGCUCCAGGUCAGUAGCUGCCUGCCUGGCUUUAUUACCCUUUUUUUUUCUCUCUCUCUCUCUCACUCACUCACUCACUCACUCACUCACUCACUCACUCACUCACUCACUCACUCCCUCACUUCUUCACUCAUCCUGUCUAAGCCACCUUCUUUGUGACCAGAGCCCUGUGUCUCCUGCCUCCAGUGUGUCAUGUUGUGUUAUCUGCUAGCUGAAGCCUGGCUAAAUGCAGGGUGAGGAAGCGUGUCUGGCUGCUGACACAUUCCUCUCUCCCCCCUCCCUCCGUCUCCCUCAGGGCCACUUUUCCACCUGUGCCUUCAAUGUGAUCCCCUGCCCCAACCGCUGCUCCAUCAAGCUGACGCGCCGUGACCUGCCCGACCACCUGCAGCACGACUGCCCCAAGCGCAAGGUCAAGUGCGAGUUCUGCGGCAGCGAGUUCACCGGGGAGGCCUAUGAGGUAAACACCAACAACAACAAGCAGAGACCUACUUUGUAUUUUUUUAUAUUUUUACAGAGUAGCACUAGCAAGUAAACAACCUGGUUAAGGCCACAUUUUUCACUGAGUGAAUAGCAAUCUUUGUAGUGUCUACUCCGCUUUCGAAGGUGGCAGUGUUGGCGUGAGGGGAGAGAGGUAGAUCUGUGCACAUUUCAUAGUCUGUUUUUCUCUCCGUCCAGGAGAUGUAGUGCCUCAGGGUUAACGUUAGCCUCUCUCCCUGUCACUAACACCUCUGUUACUGUUUACAGGCUGCCCUUCCUCUGUUUAUACAGGCCCAAUAUGGCCUUUCCAUCAUAACAUAAUUAUUAAUAUGGCUCCAGCUUUUUAUAGGAUAAUUAUUUGUUCAUUUUCAGUGGCAGUGGGAUCAUAAAAUUAGUGCAUACCAAGAACUAGUUUUUUAUCUGACCAAUUGUGACCCACCACCUCUAUUUUACAUUUACAUUUACAGUCAUUUAGCAGACGCUCUUAUCCAGAGCGACUUACAGUUAGUGAGUGCAUACAUUAUUAUAAUUUUUUCAUACUGGCCCCCCGUGGGAAUCGAACCCACAACCCUGGCGUUGCAAACGUCAUGCUCUACCAACUGAGCUACAUCCCUGCCGGCCAUUCCCUCCCCUACCCUGGACGACACUGGGCCAAUUGUGCGUCGCCCCAUGGGUCUCCCGUUCGCGGCCGGCUACGACAGAGCAUGGAUUCGAACCAGGAUCUCUAGUGGCACAGCUAGCACUGCGAUGCAGUGCCUUAGACCACUGCGCCACUUGGGAGUCAUAUGUAGCAAAAUUUGAAAUUGUGUUUUUUACAUUGGAUAAAAGUAGAGACUCUGAACUAGAAAAUGGUAUAUCAUACACUGCAGUUGAGGAACAAUGGGAAAGUAAUUCUGCUUUGAAAGUUGAUAAACUUGCAACCCCACUUUUUAGAAAAAGGUCCUUGAAUGUUUUGGUACACCUACUGGAGAGCUCUUCUUUGUCUACACCCAUUCAGCAUCGUUCACACCCUCUUAAGCCUUAGCCCCACCCAUCUCUUUAAGGAUUCACAUGUGAGGCCAUGUGCUAAACCGAGUGAGCUAAACAAUGAACCAUAAUCCCAACCCAUACUACUAGCAAUACAAACUGAUUGUCAUAGCUAGCCAUCAUGCAUGAAUCUGCAAGUAGCUAAAGCUAACCAACUAGGUUCAAUGUUAGCUAGCUAGCUAACAUUAGGCUAAAACGAGCAAUGCAAAUAAAGCAAAUUUCUGAGAUACAAAUAAUAUUACUACACAGAUCAUACACGUAACGUUAGCUAGCAAGCCAGCCAGCUAACGUUAGCUAGCUAGCUAACAGUAUGCUGUAACUUGCAAUGAAAAUGACUUUCUGACCAAAUUAGAAAUGUAUAAUAUCUGAACAUUUAGCUAGACUCUUACCUUUAUACAGCCUUCUGUGUUCUCUUUUCGACUCCCUCCACAUUUGCAAUCAAACAGUACUCUGCUUCCACCGGGCAUUCCACUGAUUUCAAAACUCGGUCAACUUCUUCCAUGACAACACUGUUGAUCACCGUUUCUUCUCCAUCACUGUCAUCAGAAGACUCUAUAAUGUCUGAUUUAAUGAAAAUGUUUUGACCUAAAUCAGGGAUUUCCUCAUCGUCAGAGAGGGUAAGCAUGGCAUGAUCAUCCUCCAGAAAGUAGUCCAUCACAACCUCUUCCCACUGAUCUUUGUCGAUAGCGCCUGUUAAAUUCAGGGCAGCAAUGUUGUGAGCAGUAACAACACUUUUGCAGUUCUCCAUGAUAUCUUUUGAAAAAGCCACAUACUGAGCAGCUCAUGUUAUAGACAGAAACAUGCUACGUGGCAGACCAAUCCAAACUCAUCUCUCGGCAUGUCCAGCCCAUCCAUUAUCUCAGCCAAUCAUGGCUAGCGGGAAGGUUCCUGUCUUUUUCCGUGGCUAAACCAACUAGGCUCGUAAUUUAACAAUUGUAUUCUUAUUUACAGAUGGCAUACAAGUUUGUUAUUAGGGCACAUGAAAGUUAACAUGUUCCAGAAGGGAUUUCUGCCAAUAAAACACAUUUUCAUAAAAACAUUAAAAUGCCUCCUGUGAAGUAGUGACGUGCGACAUACGCCUAGCUUCUUGAACAAUUAUGAUGAACUGCGCUGAAAGCUUGCUAGUUUUGCUGGUAGUUUAGUUGGUUGUGAUGAUGUCACUGCUGUGUUGUGACCGGUUUGUGUGUCCUGUCUUCUCUCCCAGAACCACCAGGGUAUCUGUCCCCAGGAGAGUGUGUACUGUGAGAAUAAGUGUGGCGCGCGGAUGAUGCGUCGGCUCCUGUCCCAGCACAGUCUGGCUGAGUGUCCCAAACGCACGCAGCCCUGCAAGUACUGUGGCAAGGAGUUUGUCUUCGACACCAUCCAGGUCAGUCAACAACACCAACACACCUCCUCUGACCGAACAAGCUCUAGGACUUCUUCCUUCCCUACAUACUCCUGCAUGUAUUGUUUUACAAUCACAUUUGUCAUCACUUUAUUAAUGGGUAAAUUUUCUUUCCCAUCAACGUAGUAUUUGUAUUACUACUUGGAAGGCUAGACCUAAAUUAGUGCCCAAACUCAGACCUGUGAGAAUGAAGUGUUUUGAAGGUUUAUUCUGGAGGGUUGUUAUGAGCCCUUCCCUUAUUUCACUGUGUGUGAUAAAGGAACAGUGCAGUCUCAGUCGUGGAUGAAGGAGGGUUCUCAGUCCCUGUAGAGCGUAAUGGCACUGGGCCCACGGCUGCAUGAACACUGGCUUUCAUGGUGCCCACUUCUCUGUGCCAGCCCGCUGUGUGUGCCUGCUGCUGUUUGUACUGGCAGCGCCCACCCCCGGCAGCACCUGUCUCUGCACACAUCCUGUCCUCAGGCCCAGCGGCCGGCCAGCCACUCCCACUCUCCUCUCAUAGCCACAGUUUAUUCAUUAUGUCUCCCUCUCAGAGCACAUGCUUUAUGAUGCAAAGAUCAGCUCCAUAAGCAACUAAUUUAUCCCAUUCCUUUGAAUAGACAGUCAUUUGUUCUACAGUACCAGUCAAAAGUUUGGACACACCUACUCCUUCAAGGGUUUUUCUCUAUUUGUAAUAUUUUUUACAUUGUAGAAUAAUAAUGAAGACCUCAACACUAUGAAAUAACACAUGGAAUCAUGUAAUAACCAAAAAAGUGUUAAACAAAUCAAAAUAUAUUUGAGAUUUGAGAUUUUUCAAGUAGCCACCCUUUGCCUUGAUGACAGCUUUGCACAGUCUUGGUAUUCUCUCAACCAGCUUCACCUGGAAUGCUUUUCCAACAGUCUUGAAGGAGUUCCCACAUAUGCUGGGCACUUAUUGGCUGCUUUUCCUUCACUCUGCCAUCCGACUCAUCCCAAAUCAUCUCAAUUGGGUUGAGGUCGGGGGAUUGUGGAGGCCAGGUCAUCUGAUGCAGCACUCCAUCACUAUCCUUCUUGGUAAAAUAGCCCUUACACAGCCUGGAGGUUACAUUGUCCUGUUGAAAAACAAAUGAUAGUUCCACUAAGCCCAAACCAGAUGGGAUGGCGUAUCGCUGCAGAAUGCUGUGGUAGCCAUGCUGGUUAAGUGUGCCUUGAAUUCUAAAUAAAUCACAGACAGUGUCACCAGCAAAGCACCCCCACACCAUCACACCACCUCCUCAAUGCUUUACGGUGGGAACUACACAUGCGGAGAUCAUCCGUUCACCCACACCGCGUCUCACAAAGACACGGCGGUUUGAACCAAAAAUCUCAAAUUUGGACUCCAGACCAAAGGACACAUUUCCACCGGUCUAAUGUCUAUUGCUCGUGUUUCUUGGCCCAAGCAGGUAUUUUCUUCUUAUUGGUGUCCUUUUAGUAGUGGUGUCUUUGCAGCAAUUCGACCAUGAAGGCCUGAUUCACAUAGUCUCCUGUUACUUGAACUCUGUGAAGCAUUUAUUUGGGUUGCAAUUUCUGAGGCUGGUAACUCUAAUGAAUUUAUCCUCUGCAGCAGAGGUAACUCCGGGUCUUCCAUUCCAGUGGCGGUCCUCAUGAGAGCCAGUUUCAUUAUAGCACUUGAUGGUUUUUGCGACUGUACUUAAAGAAACUUUCAAAGUUCUAGAAAUGUUCAGUAUUGACUGACCUUCAUGUCUUAAAGUAAUGAUGGACUGUCGUUUCUCUUUGCUUAUUUGAGCUUUUCUUGCCAUAAUAUGGACUUGGUCUUUUACCAAAUAGGUCUAUCUUCUGUAUACCCCCCUACCUUGUCACAACACAACUGAUUGGCUCAAACGCAUUAAGAAGGAAAGAAAUUCCACAAUAUAACUGUUAAUUGAAAUGCAUUCCAGGUGACUACCUCAUGAAGCUGGUUGAGGGAAUGCCAAGAGUGUGCAAUGCUGUCAUCAAGGCAAAGGGUGGCUAUUUGAAGAAUCUCAAAUAUAAAAUAUAUUUUGAUUUGUUUAACACAUUUUUGGUUACUACAUGAUUCCAUUUCAUAGUUUUGAUGUCUUCAUUAUUCUUCUACAAUGUAGAAAAAAAAAAAAAAAAAGAAGUUGUUAAUCUCUCAUACAGUGAUUCUGCUGUGCAAAGUGCUUCAUGUUGUCUUGUCGAUUCUCUUAAUCUUGCAUGCAUGAUACACAGAGCGCAUUUUGUAUGAUAAAAAAAUUCUGAUCCCAAUAUAUUUUUUACCUUGCUGGCUGUCUAAAUCUAUGUCAAAAGUAAUAAAUGAAAUAAUAAAUGAAUAAUACUUUUUUCUACCCUACAGAACCAUCAGUACCACUGCCCUCGGUUUCCAGUUGCGUGUCCAAACCAGUGUGGCACCCCCAACAUCGCCCGGGAGGACUUGGCCAAUCACGUGAAGGAGAACUGUGGCAGUGCCCUCAUCCUCUGCCCCUUCAAAGAUGCUGGCUGCAAACACAGGGUAAGGCUGACCUGCUGCGAUAUAGCUGCUUUUUAUUACUUCAGACCCUCAGAGAAAAACCUUGAUUCUAGCUUCUUGCAAGAGGCAUCGUUUUUUGUCAUUACUGCCCACUGCUUUAUUGACGUCAAGUUUUAUCAUUUUAUCACUCUCGGGUUGUUUUUUGUGCAUGUUUCCAAAAUUAUUUUUGGAUUAUAAUGCUUCAUGCUCCGGUUGCAUUGAAACCCAGUAACGUAUGUCCAAAGCGAUGAUUGUCUCCAGCAUACAUUGCCGUCUGUCUGUUCGUGCCUCUAGGCUAUAUUUUAAUGAGAGUCACACUUCUCCUCCGCUCUGACAGCGUAUUUUAGUCUAUUUUUGAAACUGACGUCAAUCUGAGAAAAUUUGGAGUGCUCCCGGAGUCAGAGCAGACAGGCUUCAUGCUUUGUGUUGUCAGCUUCUGUCCUUCAGUUUGAAAUGGGAGCGAGUUUGGAAAGCUCAGUGCAUAGCAAUGCAGAUGGUCUGACAAAUGCAUAAAUGACUCUCUCCCCGACCACAAAGGCAUCAGGCGAGAGAGUACAACCAAGAGUGCAGAUGUUCAGUACACCAAACACAAAUGUGUAUGGCAGGGCUCCCAAAAGAGCAGCUGAUCAGCAGACGGACACAACAUUCACUUACUGUAGGAGGCUUGAAUGUGAAACUCAAACAGACAAAACAAUCUAGUGUGCUGUGCAUACUGUACCACGUUAUUAAACACAACACAUUUCUAUACAGAGUUUGUACUAUACAGAGUUUUACCCUCCUUGCUACACACAGUGACCUCUCCCUAACCAGUCUCUCCUCUCUCCUUGCAGUGCCCAAAACUGGCCAUCGGGCGUCACCUGGAGGACACGACCAAGUCCCACCUGACCAUGAUGUGCAGCCUGGUGGGGCGCCAGCGGCAGGAGAUCCUGGAGCUGCGGAGGGAGAUGGAGGAGCUGUCGGUCAGCAACGAUGGAGUGCUCAUCUGGAAGCUCAGCGACUACUCCCGGAAACUCCAGGAGGCCAAGCUCCGGAACAAUCACGAGUUCUUCAGCCCGCCCUUCUACACCCAUCGCUAUGGCUACAAGUUGCAGGUUUCUGCGUUUCUCAACGGUAAUGGAAGUGGGGAGGGCUCGCACCUCUCCAUCUACAUCCGGGUGCUGCCGGGGGAGUACGACAACCUGCUCGAGUGGCCCUUCUCCUACAAGGUGACCUUUUCCAUCAUAGACCAGAGCGACCCGUCGCUGUCCAAGCCACAACACAUCACAGAGACCUUCAACCCUGACCCCAACUGGAAGAACUUCCAGAAGCCGUGCAGCACUCGCAACUCGCUGGACGAGAGUACCCUGGGCUUUGGCUACCCCAAGUUCAUCUCCCACGAAGAGAUCAAGAAGAGGAACUAUGUCAGAGACAACUCCAUCUUCCUCAAGGCUUCCAUAGAGAUCCCCCAGAAAAUCAUGGCCUGA
Messenger RNA from Coregonus sp. 'balchen', 7694 nucleotides. The record is from the annotation of a GenBank genome assembly. Lineage: Eukaryota; Metazoa; Chordata; Actinopteri; Salmoniformes; Salmonidae.